Solanum lycopersicum (tomato) is the source of this 1608-nucleotide messenger RNA. RefSeq names its product PI-PLC X domain-containing protein At5g67130. Gene Ontology annotation, biological process: lipid metabolic process. Lineage: Eukaryota; Viridiplantae; Streptophyta; Magnoliopsida; Solanales; Solanaceae. Gene Ontology annotation, molecular function: phosphoric diester hydrolase activity. The record is from RefSeq and is a predicted model, not a curated record.
GCUCUCUGUUUCCUAUUGAAAGUAAAACAAACGUGUUUUUUUUUUUUUAUAUCCUAAAAAAGGGGGACAAUUAGAGAGAAACUUACUAAUUUAUAAAAACUGAUUUAGGAGAUUUUUGGAGAGAGAGAAGAACCUCAGAGCCUACAUGAUGAAGGAGAUCAUCCGUCUACCUAUGAAGUUUCUUAUUCUCUGUAUCACCGUUUCUAUCUUAUUCCAACAUUGUUCUUGCCUAAAGAUUGGAGAAACUUGUACCGACAGUAAUUGUGAUGAAGGAUUAGUAUGCUCUACUUGUCCUGCUAAUGGCAAUACCCGACCCAGAUGUACUCGCAUUCAACCCACUAUUCCUACCACCAAGGUAAAAGGUUUGCCAUUCAACAAGUAUUCGUGGCUGACGACCCACAACUCCUUUGCAAUUUCCGGGUCAACAUCUGCAACUGGGUCUGAUAUUCUUGCUCCGACCAACCAGGAAGAUUCCAUUACUAAUCAGCUCAAGAAUGGCGUUCGAGGACUUAUGCUUGAUAUGUAUGAUUUCAACAAUGACAUCUGGCUUUGUCACUCAUUUGGUGGGAAGUGUUACAAUGUUACAUCAUUUCAACCUGCAAUCAAUUCACUGAAAGAAAUUCAAGGGUUCCUCGAAAAGAACCCAUCAGAGGUCGUCACAAUCUUCAUUGAAGACUAUGUCUCAACCCCAAAGGCCUUGAGCAAGGUUUUUAAUGAUUCUGGUCUUAAUAAGUACUGGUUUCCAAUUUCUCGUAUGCCCAAAAAAGGAGAAGAUUGGCCUACAGUGGAUGACAUGGUCAAGCAGAAUCAACGUCUUGUAGUCUUCACCUCUAAAUCAUCAAAGGAGGCUUCUGAUGGCAUUGCUUAUGAGUGGAGAUACGUUGUAGAAAACCAAUAUGGAAAUGACGGGAUGAAAGAAGGUUCUUGUCCAAGUCGUUCUGAAUCAUCUGCUUUGAGUACAUCGGGAAUCUCUUUGGUUCUGCAGAAUUAUUUUCCUGAUAAUCCCAACAAAACAGAAUCUUGUUUGGAUAAUUCUGCUCCGCUAAUUACUAUGACAAAGACUUGCUUUGAAGCAGCUGGCAAAAGGUGGCCUAAUUUUAUUGCUGUUGAUUUUUAUCAGCGAAGUGAUGGUGGUGGAGCUCCAGAAGCUGUAGAUCAAGCAAACGGCCAAUUGACUUGUAACUGUAGCAGCAUUGCCUAUUGCAAGGUAAAUGGUACAUCACGCAAAUGCGAGGCACCAGUGUUGUCACCCCCACCACCAGCGCGAGUAGCAUCUACAGGAACACCACAAGAUAGCAACAAUAAAUCUUAUUCAAACAGAAGUAAACCACUUCAUUGGUUGAUUUGCACAAUUUUUGCCGCGAUUCUUCUUAUCCACGUAUAAUUCUGCAUUCUCCAAAGUCUCUACUCAAAUUUUCAGACCAGACACACACUUCAUAACACGGGAGCAGAAUGACACGAUCCUCCUUAUCUUUUAUUUAUUUUUUAUUUAUCUUGUGUUUACUGGUUGAGUUUCUUCACUUAUCGGAGAUUGAUUUGUUUUACAAUUAAAAUGUGUAUAGACACAUAAUGGCACAAUGAAAUGAAACGGAAAAUUGAAUUGUUCAA